AUGAAAAGCCAUCGGGGUUACUCUCGGACGGGCACAGACGAUAAAUUCAACGAGGAUGAUGGGAUCUCCGAGCUGCAAGAGAUGGGCACAUUUGAUCACAGGUUUCGUCUCGCAUGGAACUUGAUCAGCAUGUUGAUGUUUUUAUCGGGGGUAGUCAUGAUACUAGUCGCUAAGGAUAGAAAAAUGUCCGACAAAGAGUGCGCUGCACAGCUCAGCGUCUGGUGUGCGUAA
Messenger RNA from Penicillium taxi, 231 nucleotides. RefSeq lists its product as uncharacterized. Lineage: Eukaryota; Fungi; Ascomycota; Eurotiomycetes; Eurotiales; Aspergillaceae. The transcript has a single exon. The coding region runs from base 1 to 231 and encodes 76 amino acids. The record is from RefSeq and is a predicted model, not a curated record.